Naegleria gruberi is the source of this 873-nucleotide messenger RNA. RefSeq lists its product as uncharacterized. Gene Ontology annotation, molecular function: dioxygenase activity. Bases 1 to 816 code for a protein of 271 amino acids. Lineage: Eukaryota; Heterolobosea; Eutetramitea; Acrasida; Naegleriidae. Gene Ontology annotation, biological process: DNA repair; DNA alkylation repair. Gene Ontology annotation, cellular component: nucleus. The record is from RefSeq and is a predicted model, not a curated record. The transcript has a single exon.
AUGAAAAGAAAUCAACAACUCACACUCGGAGACUUUUGCAAACCAUCCCAAAAGAAAGUCAAAUUAACAGAUCAAGGUAGCCGUAGCUCAUCGGCUUCUUCCAGUAAUUCUUCCGCAAAUAGUACUCCUCCAAUAAAAGAAACCUUCUUGAUCAAUGAUCAAAAGAAUGGAGUUCAGGUGAGAUAUAUUCCAAAUUUCCUCUCAAGACAAGAAUCUACCAAAUUAUUCAAUGUUCUACUGCAAACAUGUGAAUUUGAGAAGGGAAAGUUUAAGAUAUUUGGAAAGGAAAUUAUUUCGAAUAGACAAAUAUCGGCAUUUGGAGAACGUGAUUAUGAACCAUUGUUAAAAGAGGAAAAUUAUUCGAAACAUCAUAGAAGACCAGUCCAUGAUGAGUGGCCAAAAGAAUUGACAGAUUUGAAGGAAAGAAUUGAAAAGUACACUGGUGACACAUUCACAUUCGCUCUCAUCAAUAGAUAUGAUACUGGGGAAAGCUCAAUUGGAUGGCAUUCGGAUAUGGAGCAAGAUAUCAAGAAGGAUUCGUCAAUUGUUUCCAUAUCUCUGGGAGCUGCAAGAGAUUUCAAGUUUAGACCAACUCCCAAGAAGGAAAACUCGAAGAAAUCACCAACCAAGAAGGAUGAAGAAAGUGAAGAGGAAGAGAAGGUUCAAACUAUCACUCAAAAAUUGGAGAAUGGAUCAAUGGUGAUUAUGAAUUAUGCCACCCAAAGACACUAUCAGCAUUCCAUUCCAAAAAGAAAGAAUCUCAAUUCAGUAAGAUUGAACAUUACAUUCCGACAUGUUGUGAGAAAUAAACCUUGAGUUUAUUUCCUUUUCAAAGAUGAUGUCCACUAAUAAAUUAUUGUAAAAUAUUGUUGU